UCUCUAUCAGAGAUUAAUCUCUGUCUCUAUGGUCGGAGCACUUGGAGCACAUCAAAGAAAUGUAAUUUCUAUAUGAUAUUAUGGCAUAUAAAAACGUAAAUACUAGUUCCAGAAGCAUAACUGAUCAGAAAGUAAUCAAGUUUCUAAAUUUCACUUCGUUUUUUCACAACAAAAUCUUUAGAAUGUACCUGAUGUUAUUGAUCGAUGGUUAUUACCUUAAUCCAUUAAUAAAAUUUCAUAAGUAAAAAGAGUUAAAUGUGGAUGCCUAAGAAAGCAUUCGUGCCAUGGAUGUAAGAAUAUUAAUUUGCUUCGCUCCUAUUUCCUACUCAACUAAUUUUGGCCCUCAAAAAAUAUGCAAAAGAAAAGCCUUAGCAGAAUCUCAUGUAAAACUUGUAGAGGAGUAAAGGAAAAUGUUGGUUUAAUCACAGGCAGUGUCAUCAGAACAACAUCCGUCACCGAACAUCCAUAUACAGUGAUAUUAGAGAUUUGUCUUUUUCUGAAAUAUUUUGAAAAUUAAAAAAUGGCACCUUUCCAAACAAUGGUCAACAUAAGAGAAGAAGCUACUGACAGUAAUGCUCAAGACAUAAUCGAUGUGCAGAUUUUGCCAGAUGAAGAAACUUGGGCUGAAAAUACAACAAUUUUUACGGGAAACACAUCUGAAAGAUCCGAUUCAGUUGAAGGAAUUGAUCAGUGGUCAAAUGAUGAAGUAUCUUCUAAAGUAGCAUUCAUACGUUACGUUAGCCCACCUUUACUGACAUUUGUUAUUUUUGGCGUUAUUUUGAGCCCUUUAAUUAUGAUUAUAACACCAAAACUUGGAAUGAAUCCAGACUCACUUUCAUUGCUUUCAAUUCAACAAAAGUUAGUUUUCUCAUCUUGUAAUAUUGAAUGCAAGGGACAUCUCCUUGGCCUAAUGUUUAAAGUAACUUUACUUGGAAUCGGAAACUGGGCCAUAUUUUUCCGAGCUAAAAAAGUUUUUACACCUCGACUAUGCAUUUUUCAGACAGGAGUAGUUAUAUUAACUAUGUUAUGUGUGAGCACAUACUGGUUAUUUUUCAUCGUGCAGAUUGUGGAAGGUGUUAAGUCUGCUGUCAUUGGAGAUCUGCCUGAGUAUAAAUAUUUGGUAAAUUAUGCGGAUAGUCUAGCAAAUACUCUUUUGUUCAUUCACUACAUUGCUGUACUCCUUAUUGAGAUUCACCCGUUGAAGUCUUCUUACUACUUAAAGGUUAUUCGAUCUCCUGAUGGUGAAUCUCAUUCCUUUGCUAUAGGUCAAUUAUCCAUCCAACAAGCUGCAGUUUGGAUUCUAGAAAAUUACUAUACAAAGUUUUCUAUUUACAACCCGUACUUAGAACGUUUACCAGCAUCGAAAUCUAAUAAAACAAAAAACCACAACAACUUUAAAUUCUACAAUGUAGAUAGCAAUACUGCCAGUAGUCAUGAAGAAUAUAGUCAACCUGCAUAUGGAAGUAGCCAAGCUGUACAAACUGCACAGGCAAAACGGAGAGAUUCAAGUCAUAAUGAACGUUUUUAUGAAGAACACGAUUACGAUAGAAGAGUGCGAAAGCGGAAAGCGAGAUUGAUAACUGCUACAGAAGAAGCUUUUGCUCAUAUACAAAGAGUAAACUCAGAUAUAAUGUCCCAUUCCAAUUCCUUAAAUCCACUGGAAGCUGCUCAAUCUGUAUUUCCUUCAAUGGCUCGAGCUUUACAAAAAUAUCUGAGAAUUACUAGGCAACAACCUCGUUAUACAGUAGAAACUAUUUUAAAAAGAUUAGCACAUUGUAUAUCUCAAGAUUUAUCACCUCGUUCAUUCUUAGAACCAUUUUUUAAUACAAGUCCUGUUCUUUCAAAUGAAAAAGAACAACAGCGUAAAAUACAAGAGUGGGCUCUAGUAUGUGAGGGAGAUUUGCCAUCUAGACCACUCCGUCAUAACUCAGUAUUUCAACUACGGCAAGGAGAAAUAGCUCUCCUUUGUACGAUCUACUCACUACCAAAUUUAUCUUUAACUGAGCAAAUAGCUCUUCCGAAAUCAAAUAGAUUCUUAUUAAGACUAAAUUCGGAGACGUCCGUAUGAAUUUUUUUUUCUUUUUAUAUUUUCUUUGUGACCGAAAAAAUUUUUAUAAGUAUUAGGCUGCGAUCUAGUGCCAUAAGUUGUUUUCUAAAAAAAGUUUCAUCGUUCUGACUUGUCAAGAUAAAUCUAUUUUUAAGAAGAUACUGUUUACUUUAGAACAUUAUAGCAUUAAACAUAAAAAUAUAGUGGUUUAAAAAUAUUAAUAAGUAUACAGGUUUCAGCUUCAUAAUACAAUAAGUAGCUUUGUAAGUGGACCCUUGCACUUUUCUUUUCUGUUCAUAAAAAGAAAAUGUUCGCGUACUUUUCCGUAGCUUUUUACACUUUCGUGCACAUUACUAUAAUUGAUGCACAAUUAACUUUUUUGACACAUUUAUAGAUUCCAGUAGCUAAAACGUAUCGAAUUUCACAUUUUUAUAAAAUUGUAGUUUUUAAGUGAAUUUCGAUAGUUUGUGUACUGUCAUUUUAUAAAGUUCGUACAUCUACAAACAUCUUUUAAUUUUUGGUUUUUCCAAGUAUAGAGUUCAAAUUAAGUUUGAAUUGACUUAAUUUUAAUGCAUUUAACAAAUUUUUUCUGUAGCUUACAAUAUGUUUGAGAUAUUUUACAUGCCAAAAAUUCAUUUAAAUUAAUUUUAAAAUUAAGAAGUCGCUGAAUCGUGAGAGUUAUGCAUGGAGUAAUAUGAUUUUUAAAAUGAGCAUGCAUGUCUGUACCAUUAUUUAUUUAUAAAUUUAUCUUGGUGAUAUCAACGGUCAUCGCUGCUUUUUUUGUAUAAACUCUCACAGUAAUUCAAGUGUUAUUCAAAAAUGUGUGUGGAUACUCAAACUCCCGUGCGCCAGCCGGUAUGUAAUAUUUGAACAGGAUUUCACGAGAUUGUAAAAUAUUCUGAAAAACUCUUUAUAAUACCUCUUAAAUAAAGAUAAGCCUUUUGUAACGUA
Molecule: messenger RNA, 2998 nt
Organism: Copidosoma floridanum
Lineage: Eukaryota; Metazoa; Arthropoda; Insecta; Hymenoptera; Encyrtidae
Gene: Vang
Product: Strabismus domain-containing protein Vang
Biological process (GO): multicellular organism development
Cellular component (GO): membrane
Source: RefSeq, a predicted model, not a curated record